Messenger RNA from Gryllus bimaculatus (two-spotted cricket), 1392 nucleotides. Lineage: Eukaryota; Metazoa; Arthropoda; Insecta; Orthoptera; Gryllidae. The record is from the annotation of a GenBank genome assembly.
AUGCAUGUAAGUGUGAGUGGGUGUAAGGGGGAAGGAAAGAUGGCUCGUGCUGCGCGGUACGUUUGUUUCUCCCAAUCAGGUAUCUCCAACCACCCCAAUCAGGAUAAGCUCGAACCUCCCGAUCGGUCUCCCGGCAUGUGUGAUAGUGUACUGCAUGACAGGGUGUGUGUGUGUGUAAGAGGAAGGAAAGAUCGUGCGCGGCACCAAAGCAAUGGCGCCUUGGCUUUAUCGCCGCUCGUGGCGGGGCUUUGGCUUGCGCCGCUUCCGGCUUCAGGGCCCGCUCAUAGCGCGCACGUGAUCGCCUUUCGGGAGCGCCCGCGGCGCCCCUGCGGCCGGAUGGGGAAGCUACUCGGCAGAGGUGAGGGAGACGGUGAGCGGAUGGUGAUGAUGAUAGUGGGUGGACGUGUUCAUAUUAUUAGCGACGGAGACAGAGCUGAUAUACAGGGUGAUCGGGUGGAAGAUCGGAGGAUGGAAGAGGAGGCAGCAAUGGAAAGUGAGGUCGUGAUUGGUGGCCUGAUGGGAAGAACUUGUGGAAGGGACAAGAAGGGGAAGUUGCAGGUUCUCGAGGGAGGAGAAGGAAGCAAUGAAGGCCAAGGCCUGGUUGGUGAGAUGGAGUUAGCAAUGGACAGGAGGACGCGAUUGCUGAGAGUGACAAGUCACACGAGAGGGGGCAUUAGUGGUGAUGAUUGGAUGAUGGAGCUGGAGAGGAAUUCGCUGGGAGGAGGACUUGUAGUGCGAGCGAGUGGUGAUGAUUGGAAGAUGGUGCCAGAGAACAAUGAAGGAGAAAUCGGGAUAGGUGGGGUGAUCAAGGUUGUGGAAUGGAAGAGAAGAUGUUUCGACGGAGGAGAAUACAGCAACGAACAAAGGAAGCGUCUCGCCUGCUUCCCGAAAGCGCCACCAGGCAGCGCGAACAUUUCGAGAAACCGGCAAGGGCUGAAUAGGAAGCUGCAGGCCUCGGAGCGAUUUAGCAAAGUUCUCUUCCUAAUUGCCGCGCGUCGAACGGGCCUGCGGGUUCAAUUUUGGGGGGCCCGGCAUCUACCACAACUCUCGCAUAGGUGGGGCUUGCCGGCUGCCACGAGUGCUGAGAGUUUGCGCUGGGGGAGGGCGGCGGAGGGCGCCUUGUUGGAAGCGUCGGUGUCUUGGUUUUCGUUUACGGCUCAGGGAGAGGAGGUAGGUGACGCACCAGGCAUAUCCUUUUCCUCUCCGCCCCUAACGGGCGCAGGACUAUCUCACUGCCAUAGGAGCGGCGACGGGCAUGCACAGAGAUACGCGAUAAAAGACUGUAGGUGUGAAGGGACGAAACACACUAGAGUUGAAAAAAAGAGGGAAAAGCAGAACAGAGAAAUAAGAGAGAAAGGGAGCGGGGGAAUAAGCCAUUCAGGCAGGAGCUAG